UGAGUCGUGGGGUCCAUGCGGCCGGGAUGGAGUUCGUGCCUGCGCCUCUCGCCCGCUCCUGGCUCUCGAGCGCCUGUGCCUGCGGAGUGCCUCGGUUGAUCCAGGCCGGCUGCUUUCCCCACGCCCGCGAGCCAUGCCAGCCGAGGAGGGGACGGCGGCGGCGGCGGCAGAGCCAGUGGCGAAGGCACGCUCGCGGAAGGCGUCGUCGGGCUUCCGCCCGCUGGCGCCGCUCCUGGAGCGCCUGGGCCCCGAGGUGGGCCAGCUCGUGCUCACCGUCUACGGCGGGCUUGCCGGCUUCUUCUGCUACUUCGCCAUGUACGCCUUCCGGAAGCCGUUCAAAGCCGGCCUGUUCCACGAGCACCAGUAUUUCGCUGGCACGCAGGUGAAGUUCAAGACGGCUCUGGUGCUCGCGCAGCUGCUGGGCUACAUGACCUCCAAGUUCUUCGGUGUCAAAUACGUGGCGGAGGCCAAGAAUAAGAACGUUGCGAUGCAUCUCCUCUUCAUCAUCGCGUUUGCUCAGUUCACCUUGGUUCUCUACGCGAUCUUGCCUUGGGAUUGGAAGGUCCUCGCCAUGUUUCUGAACGGCCUGCAUCUGGGAGUGAUCUGGGGGCUCGUCGUGACUUUCUUGGAGGGAAGGCGCACCAGCACCUACAUGCUUUGUGGCCUCUGCUGCGCGUUCAUCGUCAGCAGCGGCGCUGUGAAGGAUGUGGCGCUCAUGAUCUUGAAUCGGGGCGUGAGUGAGGAGUGGAUGCCGGCGUACGUCGCCGGCAUCUUCCUCCCACUCUUCGUCCUCUGCGUCUGGCUCCUCUACAACAUGCCUCCGCCCUCGAAGGAAGACAUAGCCGCUCAGAGCGAGAGGAAGGCCAUGGACGGCACGGAUCGCUGCAACUAUUUCCAGACCCAAGACUCGGCCUGGUGAUGCUCUGGCUCGGAGUCCUAAUCCUGACCGCGUACCGGGACUAUCGCGACACCUUUCAGACGGAGCUGUUCGUCGCCCUGCAGAACAGGGAGCCAGAUCCAGGAACGUUUUCCAAGAGCGAGUCGAUCGUGGGCAUUGCGAUCUUGAUU
Messenger RNA from Prorocentrum cordatum, 1068 nucleotides. NCBI's taxonomy places the organism in Eukaryota, Dinophyceae, Prorocentrales, Prorocentraceae. The record is from the annotation of a GenBank genome assembly.